AUGACUGCUGCAGGCACGAGGGCGCAGAAGUCGGUGGGCUCUGCAGCAUGGAUCUCGACGGAGAAGGAGAAUGUGAUGCAGCUGGUGAAUCAGGAGAUGGAAGAGGUGGAAUAUCCAGUGCGCCAUGAAAUGGAUUGGCUGAAUGAACAUAUGGCUGAGAUCUUCUCCAACAAUCAAUUCAAUUUCGCAGAAGCAUUUAAGACCCCUGGGAAAUUAAGAGGCAAAACACCACGAACAGCGCGGAAACGAGAUGCAAACGAGAACCGACUGGCACGUAUCCUAUUUCCUCUCAAGUUGCCUCCUUUGAGCGAAGUCUUCUCAUCGUCGCAUAACCGAUUUGAGAAUAAGUUUAAUGCCAGCCCAGCAUUUCACCGCUCGCCUACCAAAUCCACCGCGCCUCCUUCCACGGGCCCCAGCCCGACGAAAGCCAAAAACGCUACGGAUGGUACCUCGAAUCCUGAGUAUCCUGACCUAAGCAAAACCCUUAACUCAUUCCCUAAAUACAACACGGAUUCAGGCUACCAUGGUAUGCCGGACGAGGAUGGUGAAGAUGACAUGAUCUUGACUCAGGUACAACCUGAGUCUCAGCCAUCGACCCAGCCGUUCGAGAGGGAGCCCAGCCCAGCAGAAGUACAGGAGCCAGAAGUACAGGAACAUCAUUCUUCUCCUGAGCGUCGCACAACAGGGGCCUCUUUCCACUCCGCCCAGGAGGAUGUACGCCAGCGUAGUAAGACAGCUGAGCCUAUUUAUGUUGAUCCAACACCAAAGAAAAGCAUAAAAGCGCACUCUCCUGAGACUCAACCGACGAGAAAAGGACCAGAACCAAUCUCAAAUCCUAGCCCAGUGCAUAUUAUUACGUCUAGCCAUCGAGCAGAGCAGGAACCAGCUCCAGAACCAGAACAGGAAAAGCGGCAGGAGGAAGAACAGGAGCCGAAAUUCAUACAGAACUCAGAGCCGGAAUCAAAUCUAGAGGAUAAGAUAGCCGACAUAAAGUCGUCGCCAGUAAAAAUUCCUUCGGUCCAGCCUGAAGAGCCUGAAGAAAAACACGAUGGCAAGAAUGAAAUGGCUCUCGAUAAGCUCGAUGAAAUUGGCUCCCCUUCGGACGGCUCGACCCCAGAGCGGCCCCCCAUCCGCAAGAGCAGCCUUUCUUUUGCGUCGCUUCCUGCACGUGAACCACUUACGAAGAAAAGUUUGGGCGGAUCGAGAAUUUCCCGGACAAGUCACAUUGAUACUUCUAAACUAAACAGUAUUGGAGGCUCUAGCUAUCUUGGUAGGCAGACAGGUGGACACAGAACGACCCAAGCAGCCGUUGAUGAGAAUCCGUCACAAAACGAAACGGCGGACGUCGGCGAAAACAUGGCAACAGCGCAUGAAGACUCAAGCAUAGACACCCAGGCCACCAAAUUACACAGUAAGUCGUCAACUCAGAGGCUACAUGAAAAGAUCAGCAUGCUUGGCAAACUCCAGCCGUCACGGCCCACGAAGUCUAUCCCUUCCGCCCCGGGUUUAUCUUCUGUACAGGUGUCCUACCCCGAACUUCCUACAAGUAAGCCAGACGCAAGACCCGAGGAAUCCAGCCAGAAGCCUCGUGAAAUUACCGCAUCGGAAUCUAUGGAUGUCGAUGAUGACUGGAUCAAGCCUUUGAACUCGCCCUAUCGGACAAUCGCGCAUAAGUCCCUGACAAAGGAUCCCAGAGAGAAGACCUCAAGCUUUGAAUCUAGAGGAAACACCGAUAAGAACACUGUUCUCCAUGCCCAUAUGGAAAACGCAAAUGAUGGGGAGAAACUUAGGACCAGCGCGAAACAGAUUUCGGAAGAAACUCGCGGGAAAUCAUCUACGCCAACCUACUCAUCCCCGCAACGCCUGAGCCAUCGUAAAGGCGAAUCCGUCUCAUAUAACGAUGCUCACAUGUCCACCACGCCAGUUGGUUCGCCCAGUUACCAGGAGGAUGGCCCUCUGAGUGCGUCUAAGUCAAGGCUACAAUCUAUUGUUAGGUCCGCCAAAGGUCUCUUUACGAAUGCCGCAGGCGUUUCAGCAGCCGCCAAGAUGGAAGCUUCCUCACCUAGCGAGCGAAGUAUUCAGCCCCGUGGGCAUGUUCAAACGGACACAACCAGUGACAAGCAGCCACAGCAGACUCAGUCUUCGAGUCCCAGGCCGGAGGGCCGUAAGACCCGGAGUUCCACGGAGCGGGAAGAGCGACGUAGACAGAAGGAACUCGAGGACCACCGACGUGAAGAAGAACAAGCAGAGCAGGCUAGACAGCAGGAGAAACAGCGGGCGGCUCAGCUGAAGGACGCCAAGGAGAAAUCUUGGGCUGAGCACGAGGAGCGUUCAGCUCCAACGUCGAUGUCCAUCGGUCCUUCGAAGAUGCCACAGGUGCAAAAGCAGUCAUCAAAGGAGCCAGAGAUAGGCCACGAGGCAACUUCCAAACUCACCUCCCAGGCCUCGUCGCAACAACAAUCUUUAAAACAAAACGAUCGUCGCCCACUCAAACCUAACCGCGACACUUUGCAGAAGCCCAAGCCUCAGCCUGUGUCUAUCCGUGUCGGAAGUGCGCUCUCUCGGCAGAUUCCAUUAGCAUCCUCUUCAGUCGCCUCCAGCGCUGCGGAACCUAACGCUCCUGCCCCCGCGCCAGCUUCGACAUCAAAGCAACCCUCGCUAAAGAAAAAGGCAAGCAACACAUCAUUGCACACGGCAUCAUCGAAUAGCAGUUUCAAGAGCUCUGUUUCCAGCCAAUCGCAAAGGAAAGCACAGCUUGCGAGUGAACGAAAGAGGGAGCAAGAAGAACGCGAAGCACGACGUAAAGAAGAGCAGAGGCGUGAAUUGGAACGCAGACGCGCUGCCCAGCAACAGGAAGAGGCGCGUCGGCAAGAGAUGCGAAGCCGGGCAGAAGCUGAGCGACGGGAACGUCUUGCUUCAGAGGAUCCCAAGAAGGCAGCCCAAAUGCAGGCAAUUGAAAAACGGAGAUUGGAGAAUGCCCGCCGGCUGGAAAGGCAAGGAAGCCAACAGCCUGCGAAUGAGGUACCGACCACAGCACCACCCUCCGCCCGGCCUGCGUCACGACUUGGAUCUAUUCAACCAUUUGGUCGCUCGAUAAACCAGCCUCAGCCCAACCCGGCCAAGCCACCUAAGAGAGGGCUGGAUGAAGAAGCAAGCCAUCGGCCUCCAGCGUCAAAAACUAACACUAUUCAGCCGUCUGGGGAGACCAAAAGACGAAGGACUGAAGACGAGCACAACUCUGUUAUGCGGCCCACAAUGGCUCCCCCGAUUCGCCAAUCCAACAUCCGAAAAGAGUCAAGUAUUCGAAAAGAGCCCACAAAGCCUUCUAUUUUCAGCCACGUUCGACCUUCUACAUCACACCAGUCCGGGUCGUCGAUUUUUAAGACUGCCCAGCCUCAGCGACCCGCACAUCCAAUGGACAUGGCAAAAUACACAACCGCGAAGAUUCCCUUCGCGGAGUCCUCCAAUCCGUCGUCUCAGCCGGGCCCUCAUAAGACCCCGGGACCUAGUCAGAAGGCACCACCGAAGCCAUCUCCCCAGUACCCCAACGGCGAGAACAUACAUCUCCCAGAAAUUGCUACGGAUAGCGAGGAUGAGGAUUCGGACGCGGAGAUGCUUCCCGUGCCGAAGUGGGCCCAGCAAAAGGAGCUCGAGGAUAUCCUGAGACGGCAGGAGGGGAUGGAAGCGGAUUCCAUUUUCGGACCAAUCGCGCCUUUCUCACUUGAAGAGACCUUCAAGUCGGACAAGAAGAUCAAGAAAUUCCGCGAGCGGACUAGCAGCGCGAACUGGGCUGGGACGGAUGCAUUGACACAGGAAGAGAUCCGAAGAGAUCUCGCGGAACGACAGCGUUUGCGAUUGAAUGGAGGAUGGACAUUCGGAACUUAG
Messenger RNA from Aspergillus tanneri, 3885 nucleotides. RefSeq lists its product as uncharacterized. The transcript has 5 exons. Lineage: Eukaryota; Fungi; Ascomycota; Eurotiomycetes; Eurotiales; Aspergillaceae. Bases 1 to 3885 code for a protein of 1294 amino acids. The record is from RefSeq and is a predicted model, not a curated record.